UCAUCUAAAUAGCAAAAACAGAAGUCUAAGCCAGCAAGAAUAAUAUUCAUAAGACGUUGAAAAGUCUGAGCAGCAUUACAUAGUCCGAAAGGCAUGACAAGAAAUUCAAAAAGACCGAAAGGAGUGGUUACAGCCGUCUUAGGGACCAUGUGCAGUGGAGAAGACCAACAGCUACUAGAAGGCCUACAAAUACCUUGCUCAAUCAUAAGGUUAAAUUCUUCACGAGCAAAUUUAAGCUUCUCAGGAGAAAGUCUUCGUGGAGUAACAGAAAUAGGAGGUCCUCUUGUAACAAUAUGAUGUUCAACUUGAUGUAACUUGUUGGAAGUCAAAGGUGCAAAAUGCGUUAAUUCAGGAAAUCUUGCAAGGAUUUUAUGGUAAGGUAUUAAUCCUGGAUCCAUUAGCAGCAAACAGUUUAAAAGAUGAAGAAGAUUGAGAAAACUGAGCUAAUCUUUUAGGAAUCAAUGAAAUGUCAGCUCCGGUAUCGACAAGAAAAUUGAGUAAUGAAGUUUUAUCAGUAACAAUGAGGCGACUACAAGGUAAACCGUCACAAUCUGCCUCAUGACUCAACGGCAAAAUCAGUUUUCCGGAUUUGCAGUAAAAGCUUUAGACAUAGCACAAGAUCUCGAUCUGCUUCUAUAGCGUUUAACUUCUAAAGCGGAAAUUCUACGCUCCAAAUCAGCUAAACUAGAGGAACCAGAUUCAGGUGUAGAAGUUACAGCGGCAAUUUGUAAGCCCGAAUCUCUCUCCAAAAUUUUAUCAGCUAAUUCAGCAAGCUUGAUUAAAGGAGCUUCAUCAACAACAGCUAAAGUAGCUUGAACUCUAAGAGAAUCAGAAAAUCGAUUUAUAAGUACAUUUUUUAAAUAAAGAUAUUUAUCUCGCUCUGGAGGAUUUUCAACGAUCUCAGCAACAGCUACUAAAGCUUGUUCAUCAAGAAGCAGAUGUUCUUGAGGUUGUUCAGUCGAUGUCCCAGGAGAAGACACAGGAGAACGUUCAACAGGCAUCUCGAAGAAAGAUUUCAAAUUUCGUGCACGACAAUCGUCAGGAGAGCCAAAACGUAAACACGAUUCUUUGACAGGCUUGUCUUUUCUAUCACGUCGGGGUCACCAGUUAUGGGAAUGAUUUCCCUAAUUUAUCUUAUACUUAUGAAAUAAAUAGACUUUGUAAAGUUAUACGUGUUUACUAAUAUCAAGCUUACAAAAGAAUAAAUAAUUUCUUUUUUUAAUAAACAACAUUCCUUUUUUUAGUAUCUAAGAAACAUAAAUUGCUUGAAAUUAGUUUGAUAACAAAUAAAUAAAGAAACUAGAAAAUAACUAAAAAUGGGGAAUAAAUCGCAAGGGCUGCCACAUAGGUUCUGUUUAUUCUCCAUACAUCGUAUCGUAUGUGGACUAUGUGGAGCACACGUGGAGAAGUCGAGAAGUGAUAGUUUUUCGUAUAUAAUUCUAUGAAAAAGUGCACAGGGUUUUUCGUCGAAGAUGAAGGUUAAAGUGUUAAGUAGGAAUCCUGACGAGUACUUACGGGAAACUAAACGAGACAUUCACAAAAUCCCACGAAACUUCGAUCCCACCUUGCAUCCCUUCCAGGAGGCCCGGGAAUACACGAAAGCGCUGAACGCCGUUAAGCUGGAGAGAGUGUUCGCGAAACCGUUUCUAGGUAGUCUGGAAGGUCACAAGGAUGCCGUGUCCUGCAUAUGUAAACAUCCCUCUCAGUUGUCCACCCUCCUGAGCGGCGCCUACGACGGCGAGGUGAGAACGUGGAAUCUCGGCCAGGGGACGUGCACCCGCUCGUUCCUGGCUCACGACGGCAUAGUUCGUGGCAUUGUGUACUUUUCGGACAACAAGCACUUCAUUACUGUUGGCGACGAUAAGACGAUCAAGACGUGGAACGCCGUUUCCACAGACGAAGAUGAGGAGGAGGAACCUGUGAAUACUAUUGCCAGUAAAACGGUAUUAACUGGUGUGACACAUCAUUGGAGCAAAUCGGUUUUUGUUACCUGUGGAGAAGGCAUAUGCCACAUGUGGGAGGAUACUAGAAAUGAGCCCCUUCGAACAUUUAAAUGGGGUGUGGAUAGUUUAUUGGAUGUAAAGUUCAAUCCAGUGCAAAAGGAUCUUUUAGCAUCUUGCGCCAGCGAUCGCAGCAUAGUUUUAUAUGACAGUAGAGAGAUUGGACCUUUAACAAGGAUAGUAAUGAAAUUACGAAGCAACAAGCUGUCGUGGAAUCCCAUGGAAGCCUUCGUCUUCACGUGCGCCAAUGAAGAUUACAAUUUAUACACUUACGAUAUCCGCAAAUUGAAAGCGCCGGUUAACGUACACAUGGAUCAUGUGGAUGCUGUGAUAGACGUCGAUUACUCGCCGACGGGAAGAGAAUUUGUUUCGGGCAGUUACGACAAGUCGAUCCGUAUUUUCGAAGUGAAUAAAGGUCAUUCGCGGGAGGUGUACCACACGAGACGCAUGCACAGACUUACUUGCGUAGGAUGGUCGUUGGACAACAAAUACGUAAUUAGUGGCAGCGAUGAAAUGAAUCUUCGCGUAUGGAAGGCUAAAGCAUCGGAGAAGCUCGGUGUUCUGAGGGCCAGAGAGAGAAACGCGCUGCUCUUAAAUGACGCUCUCAAAGAGAAGUACGCGGCGCAUCCGGAAGUCCGACGAAUUGCACGUCACAGACAAGUGCCGAAACACAUAUACAAUGCGCGAGCCGAAUUACGAACGAUUCGCGAGAAAAGUAAACGCAAGGAGGCUAAUAGGCGUCAUCAUUCCAAGAAGGGAACCGUACCGUACGUGGCAGAAAGGCAGAAGAAUGUUGUGGCACUGGACAGUUGAAGCGGUGUGUUCUCGUAUCUCUUUAUCUGAUACAAUUUCGCGCGUCGCAUUUCGAUCUUUAUACCAACUCGUUGGUUGUUUCAACGAGUCAUCGAUUUUUAUAUUUGUUAAAUCUUUUAGGAUCGAUUAUUCCAAUUUCUUGGUAAACUUACCUAUCAGAUAAAUAUAUAUUUGUCUUCAUUUAUUUAAGAAAAGAAAUGAAGAUAGACACAUGCUUACCUGGUAGGUAAGUUUACCAAGAAGUUGCAACAGCCGACCCUUAGUCCGUAUCAGACUACGCGGUAGAGAUUGAGAAUUGCAGAUUAGAAUUCAACUGGUCAGAAUGAAAUGGAUUAAAGCUAGCUGAUUGAUCUAACUUUGAUCUUUAAUUCAUAAUUCUUAAUCUUCAAUGCAAUACUCUGAUACGAGCUUUGUAGGAUAUUAUGUAGUCGUAAGAAAUACUUUGUAUUAUAUUUAUUGCAAUAAAUAAUUUCUCUUGACAUUA
Messenger RNA from Monomorium pharaonis (pharaoh ant), 3297 nucleotides. Its product is annotated as DDB1- and CUL4-associated factor 13. The coding region runs from base 1473 to 2813 and encodes 446 amino acids. The transcript has 12 exons. Gene Ontology annotation, biological process: maturation of SSU-rRNA from tricistronic rRNA transcript (SSU-rRNA, 5.8S rRNA, LSU-rRNA). Gene Ontology annotation, molecular function: protein binding. Gene Ontology annotation, cellular component: small-subunit processome; nucleolus. The record is from RefSeq and is a predicted model, not a curated record. NCBI's taxonomy places the organism in Eukaryota, Metazoa, Arthropoda, Insecta, Hymenoptera, Formicidae.